Molecule: messenger RNA, 4921 nt
Organism: Aplysia californica (California sea hare)
Lineage: Eukaryota; Metazoa; Mollusca; Gastropoda; Aplysiida; Aplysiidae
Product: high-affinity choline transporter 1
Exons: 9
Coding region: 911-2629 (572 amino acids)
Biological process (GO): transmembrane transport; choline transport; acetylcholine biosynthetic process
Cellular component (GO): plasma membrane
Molecular function (GO): choline:sodium symporter activity
Source: RefSeq, a predicted model, not a curated record
UCAGUCCUGUCUACUCACCCACAGGCGCUGCGAACGUGCCCUGUCCAUACCAGUCGCGCUUUUGUUACAUUUUCCCAACGUUGUACAGUUGUUUUUCGCUGCUGGAGCUUGCUCUUUUGUUAGAAGUGCGAUUUUGAGAAAAAUAUUGUGCGUUUGCUAUUAUGGAAUAGCUUGUGUUUCAGGUUAGCAAGAUCACAAGAAUAAAAUUUGGACACCACUUGCUUAUCUUUCCUAUCAUUAAUGAAUGACUUUGAAGAGAAAACUCCUAAAAGACAUGGACAGCACCACAGCCGUAAAUAAGAUAAUAUAACUCUGACGUCUAACGUUGUGGACCUCAAACCAUAUCUCAAAUAUACAUCUCAUUAUGAAAGGCUCCCUGACGUUAAUUGGUUUGCUGAAUGAAACAAGAAGACACGUAAUCAAUAACACUGGAUACUGUGAGGACGACUGGCAAAAAAUAUCAGCAAUGUUUAAUUGUAAGGUGGGAUUAGAAUAAAAACUCCUUGCGUCACUGCAUAGCCUCCUGAACUGAGUCAAAUGCCUUUUCCUUGGAAUCGAUUAUCAAAAGUCUUGACACUUGUAUACAGUUUAGACUUUGGAUUAAUUCACCUUUGCAAGUAUUCCUGACCACGAGUAUUGUUCUCCAUUAAUUAAAAAGCGACAUUUAACUAAAACAAUAAUGAAUAACACAUCGUCUUGAGAAAGAUCGAAAAAAGAAAAACUUAUUAGGAUGCUUUAAGAUAUUUGUACUCUCAAAGAGUCACUUCAACAAGUCUCUGUCCACCAACACGCGAGAAGGGAACACUUUAUAUUUUCUGGAACUGGACACUCGACCUCAUCCGCUGAACAACUGUAUUCAAUAAAUCGUUCGGGAUAGCCGUCCUCUGAGUCAACUCGUCACUGUGUCAUCAUGGCGAUACACAUCCCUGGGCUCAUUGCCAUCGUCGUCUUUUAUCUCCUCAUCGUUGCGGUCGGCAUCUGGGCCUCCCGGAAAUCCAAGCAAACAGGAAGUACUGCAGACAGCGAAGACGUGAUGUUAGCCGGGAGGAACAUUGGUCUCCUCAUUGGGAUAUUUACUAUGACGGCGACCUGGGUGGGCGGAGCCUACAUCAACGGAACAGCAGAAGUGAUCGUCAGUUCCGGUUUGCUCUGGUGCCAGGCUCCUGUGGGAUACGCCCUUAGCCUUGUCUUCGGUGGUCUCUUUUUCGCCAACAGAAUGCGCUCAGAAGGCUACGUGACCAUGCUUGACCCUUUCCAGCACAAAUAUGGCGAAAGGAUGGGCGGUCUGCUGUUCGUACCCGCGCUGUUGGGUGAGGUCUUCUGGACUGGCGCGGUGUUGGCUGCUUUGGGAGCCACACUGUCUGUGAUAGUUGAGAUGGAGCCUAAGCCAGCAAUAAUCAUCUCUGCUUGUGUGGCGUUGUUCUAUACUCUCAUAGGCGGUCUGUACUCUGUGGCCUACACAGAUAUCGCACAGCUGUUUUGUAUCUUUUUCGGACUGUGGAUAAGUGUGCCGUUCGCUCUCACACACGAGGCAGUGAGUGGCAUAACCGCCAACGCUACUCAGAACUGGAUCCUGCCAAUCGACACUGCGGACAUGCCUAUGUAUGUUGACAGUUUCCUGCUGCUCACGUUUGGCGGCAUUCCCUGGGGGGUCUACUUCCAGCGUGUGUUGUCCUCCAAGACAGCCCUCAAGGCCCAGAUCCUCUCUUAUAUCGCAGCCGUGGGCUGUAUCAUCAUGGCUACCCCUGCUGCCAUCCUCGGCGCCGUUGCUGCUUCUACUGAUUGGAACCAAACCAACUGGCCUGGCAAAGUGCCAAUUCCCGCCGAAGACCUUCCCAUGAUCCUACCGAUGACAUUGCAGUAUCUCUGUCCUCCUGCCAUUACCUUCAUUGGCCUGGGCGCUCUGUCGGCUGCUGUCAUGUCAUCUGCAGACUCGUCCAUUCUCUCUGCCGCCUCUAUGUUUGCUAGAAAUGUCUACCGGUCGCUGUUCAGAAGUGUGGCAUCCGAGCGAGAAGUUCUCUGGGUGAUGCGAGUAGCAAUCUUCGGAGUCACUGCCCUUGCAUUAGUCAUGGCUUUGUGUGUGGAGUCUAUCUACGCCCUGUGGAUUCUGUGCGCUGACCUCGUAUAUGUCAUCUUGUUUCCCCAACUGGCCUGUGUGAUAUACAUUGAAAGCUCCAACACCUACGGCUCUCUAGCUGGUUAUGUCAUGGGAUUGUUCUUCCGGGUAGCUGGAGGAGAACCUGCCAUAGGGCUUCCAGCACUCAUCCAGUACCCGGGGUACAAUUCAAAAACAUACGCCCAACCAUUUCCUUUCAAAACUCUGUCGAUGGCCAUUACUUUGUCUUCUCUGAUCGGGAUGUCUUACCUCACCAAGUAUUUGUUCGAAUCUGGCAUCCUGCCUCGGCGCUUUGAUAUCUUCCAGUGCAUCGUGAACAUCCCUGAUGAGCAGAUGGUCCUCGCCUCACGGGACAGCGUGGACGAGAGGACCAAAUUUGGCCUGUAUGGAAAGGAAAAUGGCGGCAAAGUCAACCCAGCUCUGAAAUUCUCUAAUGAGGAUUUGAUAACCACUGGCGAACUGGAGUCUGAUUCUGAAACAGCUACAAGUGAAAAGCGUGGCUCUAUCCAAUGAUGUUAUUAGACACUAUAGAAAUGUAUGGGGUAAAAGUUGAGCUGUGUAGCAUAAUCCAUCAAAUGCACUGAUGUAAAAUAAAUAAAUAAAUAAAUAACUGCAUCAUAAUAAUUAAAGUAAUGUUUCAGAUUGAAAGUAAAAAGUGUUUAAAGAGAUAGUAUGAUAUUUGAUUUUCCGCCUUUGGCUUUCCUAAUUGCAACAUUUUCACACUUUUAUGAAUAGGAUCUGCUGAUACUUUCAAGUGCAGGCUGGGCUAUUUAUUUUAGAUAACUUGAUUGACAACUUAAUGAGAUGCUGAAGAUGAUUAUGAUCACUUGAUAUCAUGAAUGGAAAAACGUUGUAUUAUUAUUUGAUCCUUUAACGCAUUCUGAAAAAGUAAUGUACGUGUAUUUCGAAAACCGCUCGAUGCAAGUUACUUCAUUUUGCCCUAAUACUACUCGGUGUGGGUUUUUUUUUAAAUCCACGGUGGGUUGCAAGAAAAACAGCGAGAUAUAAGAAGCAAACUUCUGCAUAACAAGGAGAACAUGCUCAAAGGUAACGGGGAGGGCUGCAUGAUUCGCCGUCGAACUUUCAGUUUAACCAAGAAGUCUAAGUAUGACUGCCUUGUGACCAGUAGUUAAGUGUACUUUAUUCCAUUUCUUCUUUGUAAUUUGAUUAAACAUUAUUUGUAGUUGUCUAGGCGAGUUAUGUAUUGUGUGAAAGAUAAGAGCAGUGCAAAAUGAGACACGUUUGGUUCUGGGAAUGUGGUCGGGUGGGAGCUCACCUUUUGUUCAUAUCAGGCUUGACCAAAACCAUAAAAGGCGUCUCUGCUUCCAGACAAAACGACAGUUAAAUAUCUGCUUCGGAUGAUAACGUGCAUUUGUAUAUUACCACGUUAAAAGCAAAUGAUCAAAUGGAAGACGUUUAAAAUUGGAACUUGUUACUUAAAAAUUAGUUAUUUCUUUGUCCUCUUUAAGCUCAACUGUCCAGUCCCGAAGUUAAAAUUUUUCAUUUAUGUGGAAGGUUGAGUUUCGAAAUACGCAUUUUUUUAUAAAACGAGGACGUUAUUUUGUUAUUAUUUGCUCUCAUAACAGAGCUUCUUGUACUUGGGAUUCAAUUUUACAUGUUUUUCGGGGGUGCUUAAAACGGCAGAGUUGCUUCACAUUAAUACAGAUAAUCUAUCCUUGCCGUUAUAUCAUGUCAAGAUUCAAAUCUGUUUGCACUAGCUGAAGUGUUUUUGUCUGUUCAAAUUUGUAACUUUGUAAUUCCUCUGGCCUCUGUUGCUAUUGUAACUGCUGCUGUUGAUGUUUGUUUCCACUCUACUGGUCGUUUUUUUCUGACUGUUACACAAAUUUAAAUUAUUUGGUCGAAAGCCCCAGACGAUUGCUGUUUUUAUCCCUUGAUGCGGUCAACACGAAAAGGAUUGACUUCUAAAGAAUAAAUGUGCCAACUGUGUCUGCUCAGUUUCGUUCUCGGUUUCGUUAUUGUUGUUAAUGUUGAAAUUGGUGUUGUCGUUUGUUUGUUUGUUCUUCGUUUAUUUUUACCCGAAGGCUGCACUAGUUUUACUGUUGGUGUCGCCAUUAUUAAUGUUAACCUCCACCAGGUUGUUGGUGUGUAUGUAGCAACGAUAAUCAUUUAUGGAGUUGCUGUCGUAAGUGAGUCUCUUUUUCUCGUCGUCGUUGUUCUGGAUCGUACUUUUUUAUAACGAUAGUAUAGAUGAGAUGGAAGAAUAAUAUGGAAGAGGGCGAAAACAGACAGGCAAACUAUUUUUGAAACUCUUGGGAAAAUUUGCAAUUGACGCAAAAUGAAUAAUAAUAUAACACAGGGGUUUACAAUUCGAGUGUUGUUCAGAGAAUAAAAUAGAGUUCACAAAAAACAACUGCCUGAGAUUUGUUUGGAGGUGAUAUCUGGUUCGUCAACUAGGAAGGAACAAAAUAGUGCGUAUGUCAAUAGGACUCCAGGAUUUAUAAUUUAAAUGUUCUACAAAAAUUUGUUUUACCCAUAAGUAUAAAAUAGAUAUUUGAAACCAUAGUUCCUUUGCCUUUAAGACUUACAAGAGGCAUUCCAAUGAUUACACUGACAUGUUUAAAAUUCGCAAUUCACAAAUUCUUUUUGUAAAAAUAAGUAUUCCGCUGCUAAAGAUGCGAAACUUGUUUAUCUUCUCUCAAUCUUUGCAACAUUUUCCAAACAUUUAUUACCCGGGAUAACAUUUCCUGUUUCUAGGAAAUUUUGAUACCGGCCAAAUAUUUGUAAAGGCUGCCUUUUUCGUUUCCAGAUCUAACUCAAGGUGUACCAUAGACAUAGAAAAAAAAA